Strongylocentrotus purpuratus (purple sea urchin) is the source of this 1463-nucleotide messenger RNA. RefSeq lists its product as uncharacterized. Lineage: Eukaryota; Metazoa; Echinodermata; Echinoidea; Camarodonta; Strongylocentrotidae. Bases 81 to 1289 code for a protein of 402 amino acids. The record is from RefSeq and is a predicted model, not a curated record. The transcript is spliced from 8 exons.
ACCAGAUUGAGAAGCUAACGCACUGGAACGCAGAUCUGGGUUCUGCUGCACCCUCUCAUUACGCGAGAGGUCUCUGCUCCAUGCCAAAUCUUCGAUCACUGGAUCUGAACAGUUUGGAGCUGAGUGAUGAGUUCUACUCGACGAUGGCCUCUGAGGCAUCAAUAUCAAAGAUUGAGGAGCUAACGCACUGGGGCGCAGAUCUGGGUUCUCAUGCAUCCUCUUAUUACGCGAUAGGUCUCUGCUCCAUGCCAAAUCUUCGAUCACUGGAUCUGCGCCUUGUGGAGAUGAGUGAUGAGUUCUACUCGACGAUGGCCUCUGAGGCAUCAAAAGCAAAGAUUGAGAAGCUAACGCACGGGAACGCAGAUCUGGGUCCUGCUGCAUCCUCACAUUACGCGAGAGGUCUCUGCUCCAUGCCAAAUCUUCGAUCACUGUAUCUGGAGUGGAUGAAGCUGAGUGACGAGUUCUACUCGACGAUGGCCUCUGAGGCAUCAAAAUCAAAUAUUGAGGAGCUAAAGCACGAGAACGAAGAUCUGGGUUCUGCUGCAUCCUCACAUUACGCGAGAGGUCUCUGCUCCAUGCCAAAUCUUCGGUCACUAAAUCUGCUCCGUGUGAAGCUGAGUGAUGAAUUUUACUCGAUGAUGGCAUCUGAAGCAUCAACAUCAAAGAUCCAGACGCUAAGUAUGCGGGGUGUUUCCAUAACUCCGUGUCGACUAAACUCCAUUCUCUCACUACCACGCCUCCAGUCACUCAGCUUGGAUGAUAUCAGACCAGUCGACAUAGACAAUGGAGAGACACUGACUCGUCAAAUAACCUCUGAGUCAGUAGAUGAGCUAUCUGUGGAUGGUAAGCAUGUGACCAGUCUGUGGAACCGUGGACUUCAUACAUCAUGUCCCCGAGUGAAAACUCUCAGGCUGGGCUGGUCGACCCAGGAGAAUGUCUCAUCAGACAUCGUCACAAUCGCCUGCUCUCUAUUCAAUCAUCUAACUCACCUUCACAUCCAGGGAGACCUGGUGUAUCCAACAUCUGUUACACUGGAUGAUCCCGUGUCAUUCUGCGAGUCGGGGAUAACAUCAUGUCCCCGACUCACCAAGCUGUCCAUUAGCAACGUUGACCUGUUCAACAAGAAGGCAGCUGAGAUCAUCCAACUCAUGAAGACUCAUGUACACCUGACAAACAUAGAGUUGGAAAGGUGUCGUACCAACACGGAUUUGGAUCCACUGAUUUCUGAGGUAAACAGUGAAGGCAAGCUGACUGUCACCACGAUACAUGGCCGGUGGUAUGAGUUCUGAAGAUAACGCUCAAGUAGGCCUACAAUGUGGUUUGGCCGUCAAGCAACAACGUAUCAACGACUACUGCGGACUUCAAAAUGAAACUUGUCGAGCAUAUGGCUCCGAAUAGUCUCAUUGGACAACGCCCCCUAUCGUCAGAGUCCAGCAGCCUAACAUGUUAGCCUAUGGACUUUU